CGCAAGGUGACCAUCGAUGGCUGCGCAGUCCUCCACAAACGGCGACCGUCGCGGCGACUCCGAGCUGCAGCAUCCAGGGCCAUUCGCAAAAGAAAGGCUUGGCUCCCAACGGGACCUGGUUGAGGCUGGCCCGGCCCCUCAGCGGAGCCGGACAUCCAAUAGGAACCGCCGGCCGCGUCAGACGAGUGCUCGGCGGCAGGACCGGGCUGCGAGGAGUGUGGCCACCUGGACGUGCCAGCAGGAUGGGGCGCCGCCCCUGACCUUCUGCAGCAGCGCCCCAUGGAAAGCGCAGAGGCGGGUUCGCCGAGAUAGGCAGUUCCCUCUUCCGGACGGCGUCCGCUGUUGCCGGCUAUGUGCCACGCCGGUCUACUCGCAGACCCAUUUCCGAGGGUCUCUGCACCGGGCUCGAGAACGGGCCCUUUUCGAGGCUGGUGCUGGCGACCGCAAUCCGGCACCAAGCGGCCCGAAGAUUGCGGACUCGGAUUUGGCGGCCCUGUGCCAGCAACGCCUGCGAGACAACCCCGGCUUCGCGGCAGUGGUCGGUGCGGUGACCCCGACGGCGGCUAUCGAGAAUACGGCACCGGGCGUCGAGACCAAGGUGACCGGCGGCGGAGCUUCCCCCACACCCCCGCGUCAUACUGACGAACUGAUCCACGAACUGGGGGGGCUUUCGUGGCCGUGACCGGGCGUUGCGCAGGGGAGCGUGGGCACGAACAUAGCGCUGUGGGACUCCCCGUGAGUGCCAGUUUCCUUGUUCGGGCCGCCAUUAUUAUUAUCAUUUUGUUUUGUUAUGUUAUCAUUUCGUCUUUUGUACAAUAUA
Messenger RNA from Dermacentor albipictus, 820 nucleotides. Lineage: Eukaryota; Metazoa; Arthropoda; Arachnida; Ixodida; Ixodidae. The record is from RefSeq and is a predicted model, not a curated record.